Molecule: messenger RNA, 1680 nt
Organism: Diversispora eburnea
Lineage: Eukaryota; Fungi; Glomeromycota; Glomeromycetes; Diversisporales; Diversisporaceae
Source: the annotation of a GenBank genome assembly
AUGACCACUAGACCUAAGUUUGUCAAAAAACAACCACAUGAAUACUUUAAACGAAAAUCAUCGGAUUGGAAUAUUCGUGAUUUCCUCAAAGAAUGUAGUUUGGAAUCGUAUCAAAAAAAAAUAGAGGAAUACAAUUUAUCUCUCAAGUCGAUUAUUGAUAGUGAGAAAGGUAAAAAACGUGAGCAGGCUCAGAAGUUGCUCAACAAUUACAAUCAAGGUACUCGACCUGACAGAAAAAUAGCGAGAGAGUGGGAGGAGGAACACUCACGUAAACAAGUUCACAUUCACCAACCGACAUUUACGGAAAUUGCAUGCGGUGGAACUGUCUAUGGCGGGGCUAACAGUGGAACAAUUAGAAUUACAAACGAUUCCAUUUCAGUUGCUUCAAAGAAAGAAAAAGAACCGGAAGAAGAGCCAUUACUGAUGAGAGCGCUUCGAAAAAGAAAGUCCAUUAAUAAUUCUGAACUUGAAGAUGUGGAGAAAUAUAAGAGAGUAAAAUCCACUCAAUCCACAAGUGAUAAAGAAGAUAUUUAUGAUGAAGAGGCUGAUGAAAUUGAAACUGAAAGCAAUUUAAUUGACCUAACUAAUUUCGAUGUUAACUACCAUAGUUUGGACCCGCAAAAAAUGUGGACCCUCAAAUCUGGUCGUGUCGUUGAAAAAGUAAUUUAUGAAUAUGCACGAAACUUGACGCACGAAUCCUAUUUACACUCAUUUAUAAUCAAUAAUUCGGAUUCGGCUGCCAAAUCACUAUUUUCGGAAGAGGAGUGGAAGGAAAUUACCACCUCAGAGGUUAAAGCUAAACCGAAACUUAAACAUUCUCUUGUGGAGUUAAUGAAAAAAUGCACAGUUGAUGAUGUCAAAAUGUUACGAAAAAUUCUUUCUGAAUCGUUUUUACCUGAUGAAGGAGAUUUCGAUCUUGAUUUUGUUAAUUACGCUUACCAAGGAAUGUUAUUUUUGUGGAGGAAGAAAGAAAACCCUUUUGACUCUUCUAAAUUAGAAGGUUGGUACGCAAUAAAUGUUUGGGGUCGCUUGAUUGACCCGGCUUUUGAAAAUCUUGAUAUUGACUUAAUACGUGGUGAGGGUAUGAGUCUUGCAUCAAGUAAUAGAAAGAAUCAUGAAAGAACAAUAAAUGACCGAAAGAAGAUUGGUCGAAAGGGCGAUGGAGUUUUUAGGUUAUCUAAGGAUCGUUUGGAGUUCGGUGCCAUAGAGGCAAAGCGUAAAUGGGAAGGGGAAAAUGGAACAGGAUAUUUGAAAGAUUCCUUGAAAUUAAAUAAAAUGUUGAAGGACAUGUUAAACCAGCUUGUCAUUGUGUGUAAUAUGAGAGAAGAUUUCGCAAGAAAAUUGCAAGUAGUUGGGAUGCUUCUUGGAAAAAACAGAAUUCAGGUCAUCACAGCCGAUCUCCCUAAGGGAUAUGUUACUCGUAUCCAACGUAGAAAAAUCCAUGAAGUUGCAGGUCGUCUAACAAAAUUUAAACCGCUUGCUUUCGUUUUGAAGGAGAUACUAUAUGCAAAAUCUAUCAUUAUGCAAACAUUAGAUAUUAUAUACAAGAAGAAUGAUGUCGAUAUUGAAAAUGAUCUUUAUGACUCUGAUGAACAAGGUGAAUAUUGCAUGCCUCCUACGAUCGGUAUAUCCAAGACAAUUGUGACUCCGAGGUCAAGUGAACUUGAGAGUAGACUAUAG